UCAUUCAUUCAGAAGGUCUAGAGGCGAUUCAAUCGUCAUUCGGUGUAAAAGUUUAUCAAAUGCUGUGCUGUGUAUCGAGAAAAUCAGUCGAUGGACCGGGAUUUAAAAGACCGCCCUUGGUACCAACGCGUGGUAUAUCCUUGACCAACUCCACCAGCAUUUCCACUUCGUCCCUGACGUCCACCAAUACCAAAUCAAAAUGUUUACCUUUGUGUACAGACGCGAAUUUAUCGAAAUUAGAAAGAAUUGUUGAUAAAGAUGAACUGGCUGUUCUUCUGCCGUGUGCGAUAUGCGGACGGACCUUCAAGCCUCAAUCGUUGGAUAAACACACGAGAAUUUGCGAGCGAUCUGCCAUCAAAAAACGAAAGCCUUUUGACUCGUCUAAGCAGAGGAUACAGGGAACCGAGUUGGAGGAAUUUUUACCCAAGGAGAUUAAAAAACGGAAUUACGAGGAGAGGAGUUUUGGUAAAACAUCUUGGAAGCAGAGCCACGACGAGUUUAUUAAGACUAUCAGAGCUGCACGUGGGGAAUCUGUUGAACCAACACCUUCCCGUCAAUUAGCUCCGAUAAUCGCUCCUGGAGCACCGACCCGGGCCAAUGAGAAGGGCAUAUGUCCGACGUGUAAUCGUCAAUUUGGGAUAAAAGCUUAUGAUCGUCAUGUUGCCUGGUGCAAGGAUCGAGUCACGAGGAUGCCAUCGAGUCCUGCAACGAAUAUGGCGAAGGAACGUCUUGAUGCUAGAAUGAAGUACCGAGCACCGAUGCUCAAGAACCGACGCAUGACGAAUCGCGAUAAGUACUCAAGUUCUCAUUUCAAGAAUCCAAGCGCGAGUUUGAAACCGAAGAAAACUGUGUCACUCCCCAGCUGCGGGAAAACCACGGAGAGCGGCUCCUUGGGUCUCAAACAAUCAACGGUUCCAGCGAGAAAAAUCGGACAAGAGAGAAAUGAGGGACUGGUACCAGUGGGACCGGUAAAGUCGCGGCUCUCAGACAGAUCGACCACCAGGAGUUCCGAGGAGGACAAGCGUCCAGCCUGGAGCAAUUACAUUCGCAGACGUCCAGAUUUUAAUCUCAUACUCAAGGGUAGAACUGGGAUCAGCCCGGAUUACGAUCCAUUCCUCCGAGCCGAGCAGCAAAUGCUGGAUCUCCUAUCGGACACAUACAGCGACCAAUCAUUUCCCGAUUCUCCAGCCACUCACAAAAAAUCACCAUCUCCUAAUUACCCCCUCCCCCACUCAUCAGCAUUCGCUAAAUACCCAAACAUCACCCCAGACAACCGUAAAACAGACAAACGAGGUUCUCUCAUAGCACCCCCCACAGAGUUCGACGAUCUGUCAACGGAUUUUUCCUCAGACUCCACCGAGACAAAUUCCAUAUCUCGCGAGCUCUUCAUCGAUCGCAAUCAAGCCAACAAAAAUAACAACAAUCAACCGAUUCUUGGCAGACGAAUUAUCAUCGAUAAAUCUAAAGCCCUGGGUCAGGUGAGUGAUGUCUUUGGCGAGGCGAUCGACACCAAGAGCAAAGAGACGACGAAAAAAAAUGAUAGAGUCUCUCCAGCUGUUGUUAAAUCCCACAUCAAUCGAUCCAACUCGGUGAGGGCUGCUUCAGCUCCUAAAAUUCCAGAGAGGAAUAAUCCCUCGUCGUUGUCCAACACCAGAGCAAAUUCCAGGUCGAACUCGGGGUCUGGGAUGCCCAGUAGAAACAAUAAUUAUUCCAAUCUCGGUGGAAGUAAUUUGAGCUUGACCUCUAUUAUUUCUUCCGAGGUGGAAUUAAAACACUCCAAUUCGGUUUUUGAGGAUCUCGUUAGUUCGUUCGAGGAUGAUGUUUCUGGCUCUUUUCCUUCCUUGAGAUCCUUAUUGAAAAAUGAUUCCUUCUCCAGUCCCAUUCAGCCCAGCAGAAAUGGUCAGAUCAGUGAUGAGGACUUGUCUUCGCCAGACAGUUAUCACAAAAAGGACUACAGCAAACUCAGUGCUGAUUCGGCUUACAGCAGUUUAAAUCGAAAAUAUUCCAAUGGACGCAGCACCAAUGACGUGGCCGGAAAAUUGGACGGACAUACGCCACUCCGUCAUCGAGAUGUGGAAACGUCAUCAUUAAAAUCGAAAAUGUCAAAAUUUUGUCACGAAUGCGGAACGAAAUUCCCGGAAACGGCGAAAUUCUGUUGCGAGUGUGGGGUGCAGAGGCUAGCGAUCUGAAGAUAACACUAUAAUCUAUCAUUUAAAAAAUUAUAACUUCCGUUUUGUAAUUGACUUAGACUGAGGAGUGAUUUAAUAUGCUUUUAUCCGAUGAAUAAGUCGAAGGAACUUCAUUUUAUCAUCAUACCAUUUGUAAUAAUGUCUCUGACUGCCAUUUAAUUUAAAAACGUAUAAUUUUUAUAUCAAUAUUUUAUACAAUCUGAUGAAUGGUGCAGCGAAAUAAUCAAAUUGAGAAUUUUUGCCUAUUAAUGACGCAUUGAGUAUUAAUAUAAUUAACGCGAGUCUCUCAUGUACCGAGACACAAGAAAUGAGUGAAAGAGAAGAAUAAUUUUUCAUACUAGAUCAUUUAAAAAAUUGAAGAGUAUUUUAUCGAGUAUCAGAGACAAGAAACAUGAGAGAAAUAGUAUUUAAGGAUUUGUAUUCCGAGUAAUCACUAAUCUAGGUAGAAAAUUACUUUCUCUGUAUUCGAAUAUGUAUUUUUGCAAGUGCAAUGAAUCUACGC
Fopius arisanus is the source of this 2691-nucleotide messenger RNA. RefSeq lists its product as uncharacterized. Bases 60 to 2189 code for a protein of 709 amino acids. The transcript has 7 exons. The record is from RefSeq and is a predicted model, not a curated record. NCBI's taxonomy places the organism in Eukaryota, Metazoa, Arthropoda, Insecta, Hymenoptera, Braconidae.